This is a messenger RNA of Aplysia californica (California sea hare), 5392 nucleotides long. RefSeq names its product nucleotide exchange factor SIL1. The record is from RefSeq and is a predicted model, not a curated record. Bases 1014 to 2486 code for a protein of 490 amino acids. NCBI's taxonomy places the organism in Eukaryota, Metazoa, Mollusca, Gastropoda, Aplysiida, Aplysiidae. The transcript has 9 exons.
AUAAUAAUAAAUAGAUCUAUAUAUGUGUUGUAUUCUUUUAAGUCGCAGCUCUUGUAUUUCAGUAGGCUACAAGACAAGUGAGGAAAAUUCCAUGGAACUCGAUGUCAAAUGGAACAAAGUCCGUUGAAAAAUGCGACAAGGAGAAUGGGGAAGUAUAGUAUUACAUGCAGGCUUAUUUGAAUAGUGCCUAUGAUUUAGGUAUUCAAAAACAAAAAGACGAAAAUGCAAAUAAGUGUUCACCAGGAAUGAAAAAAAAAAGGUCACAAAUUCGUUGCUUUUUGAUUCAUGUUUUAUAAUAACAAAGAGGAAUUUUACUUUCGUUUUUCUAAUGUCGACGUGUUUCAAUGCGGUUACGCCAAGUGAUAUUAUGUUCCAAAAUGCAGCAAAAUAUGAUGCAAGAAUCUUUUGGGAUUCUAAAAACACACUAGCUUUGAAACAUACAGACAAACAUUCUAUCUUGAUCCAUGACUCCUUUCUUUACGAAUGAUUUAAGUUGAAAAAGUAUUGAAAUAAUGAUUUCCGUGAGCUGAAGUCACAACUGAAGAAAUGCCUUGAACUUGAGUUUGAACUGACUGUAUUAUUGAUUUAUGAUACACGCUGUACUAUUCAGUACAGUGCUUUUUAAGCCGAGGUCUCUGCUUUUAUGGUUUGCCAACCGUGCUGCUGAACUCAAACUUUCAUGGUGUUGAGUGAGAAUGGUGAAGAAAGUAUCAAGAUUUCUCACAAAACAGGAACCGGUGAAAUGAGCAAGGUUGACAACUGGGGCCUAGAUCUAUGUGCAUGCUAGAUUUAGAUUAGAUAUCAAGAAUCUAGAUCUAAUUGCUACUGUUUUUGACCCACUGUUAAAUGAAACUGCAGACACCAGGAGAUGUAAAUAGACUUGAGCAUGGUGGUGUGGUUUUUUGAGUUGACUUGCUGAACAUUUUUUUAGAUUAAUCAUUGUGGUCCGUCCAACUUGUCAACGUUUCAAGCUGCACAUUCGGAGUGUCUUGGAGAACCGUGUAUUGACAGACAUGAGUAUUUUUCGGAAAAGUAUUCAAGUUGUGGCACAGGUUUUGGUUGUUUUCUCAAUAUCUCAACUUUUUAUGCACAACUUAUGGGUCAGUAGUGAACAGACACAACAGAUUGAUAAGUUGUCUGCAAAGUCUGAUGAUCAUGCAAAGUCAGCGCUUGUGUUUGUGAAAGAUACAGAUGAGAGUGAUACUGAUGAGGAUGAUGGUAUAGUUUCUGUCGAAGACAAUGAAAAUGAUGUCGGUGAAAGUGUAACAGAAGAGUUUGUGGCAACAGAAGAAUGGCAAGAAGUUAAGAAAGGUCAAAAAAUACCACCUGGUUUACAUGUACAAAUGGAUCUGCAGAGUGGCAAACGCAAGGCUAGGCUCAUUGGCAAUCGAAAAGCAAGACAUAGAAAAGCAAAAGAGCGGAUAAAAACUUGGGAUGCUGGAGAAAAGAUAGGCUUCAUCAACACAGAGAAAAAAAGGUUUACAAGAGAACAAUUAAAGGAGGCUCUCAAAGAUUUUAAAUACAAAGAUCUGGAGUCUGAGGUGAAGGAGGAAAAAAAAGAUAAGGAGCAGAAGAAAUUCCGCAGUUACGAUGAACUAAAGAAAGUCAUGCAAGAUGCCAAAAUGUCAGUGAAAACUGAGGGAGAAAUUGUGACGGAGCUUUUGUCAAGGUUGCAGAAUCCUAGCCUAGGAAAAGAGGAGGCAGUCCUGAUCCUGACUGACUUGGAGUACUAUCUUCAUCAGAUUGACAAUGCAAGGUUGUUUUCUGACCAGGGAGGCUUGAACAGUUUGAGACAAUUUUUGAAUAAGUCUGAUCCUGACAUCAGAGCUGGGGCGGCACACUCUUUAGGGGCUGCCUUGCAAAGUAACGUUCAAGUUCAAGUCGCAGCUAUGGAUUCUGGACUUAUGCAACAACUGGUGACAAUUUUGUCGGUGGACACUUCCUUACAAGUUCGCAAGAAAUCACUUUUUGCCCUGUCCACACUCAUACGCCAAUUCCCAUUUGCUCAGAAAAGAUUUUUAGAUAUUGGAGGUCUGCAAGCACUAGCAGAUCUUUUUGUUGCUGCGAAAGAAGAAAAGUUGAAGAUAAAGAUUGUCACAUUGCUCACCGACUUGUUAGUGGAAUAUGACUUUAAUAUACAGCACAUUCAAGCUGAUGACUCCGUCCAGUCUCAGAGGUCCAUGCAGUAUAAAGAAAUUGAGCUGCGAAAAACCAUGUCUUCCAGUGGCUGGUGCAGUUUAAUGACCUCUCUCCUCCAGUCCCUCUCUGGCCACGACAGUGUGGAGAAACUCAUCACUGCUAUGUCUGCUCUCGCCAACACGUGCAAACAAGAUUUUUCUCCGGCACGAUCCCACCUACAGAGUUUGCUCUCACAGUAUCGCCAGCUGGCGCAGGAAGAGAAAGAUGAGGGUCAGGAUGACUUUUUUACAUCUAUUUAUUCUUCUUUAGAGAAUCUAGUUGGUCAGAUCGUGAGGGAUGAUUUGUAAUUGGUGUAAAAUGUUGAAAACCAUAAGAGGAAAAUAUUUUGUACUAGAUGUCAGAAUGAAUUAUUUUUAGACUUGAAAUAUUGGGUAGUACUGUGGAAUACUUUUCCUCCGGCUCUCAGAGAUGAGGAAAUCUUAAGCCACUCGCUCAACUGUUACAUAUUUGUAUCCCUUAUAAUUUGACAUUGUUCUUGUCCGAUAUAUUAAUAUCAGAGGAUCACAGUGUUGCUGUCUGUUUCUCGUGACUAUUUGAUGGAUGGUAUUACUAGAAAAAUUACUUUUGACAUCAAGUUACAAAGCCAGGACCAUCUUAUGUGAGCAAAUUUCCUUUCAUGCAAGUUCGUAUGAGUGGACUCCACUGUACAUUUACAGCCUUAUUGUUCAAACAUCUGCUCAUCCUUUUUGCUGUUUCUAGUCAGUACUCAUGGGGUGACCUGAUUGUCAAUGUCUGCUGCAGAUCUGACACCUGAAGAAGAAGAAUCAGUAACAAGUGAAACAUUUUACUUGACGUCCACUUGAACUUAAAUUGCUUCAGAUUUUAGGGGAUGCAUGUGCCUGGCCAGAGAAUUUCUCCUUUUAUAAAGUGGGAAGUUGAAGCUUCAAUGAACAGACACUGCAUCUGAGUGGGGUAUAAUUUUUCUGAGUUGGGUCUUGUAUUUCCAGUUCUUCCUGAUCCUAAUCUCUACUGCUGGCAAUGAGUUGUGACCUUAUUCUUAUUUCAUUGCAAAGACUUAUUUUUAUGUUGAUGGGCACCCUUUGUUGAUUUUUCUGCAUUUUGAUUUUAAAAAUCCUGUUUGCAUUCUAGUCUCUUCAUUUUCCUAGAAGUGCUUGGCUUUUUCUUCAGCGCUGCUCACUCUACCUCUUUCUUGAGCACAUUAUUAUACAUCAGUUAAUAAAGAGGUCAUUGUCUCUUUAAAAGGAUUAUUUGGGGGAAAGAUGGAAAGGAAGUAUUUGUUCAAAGCUCAGGCUGAGAAUAUUUUUUAAAUUCUGUUAAUGUACAUCGAGUCUAACUAAACAAUUGUCACAGUGUAUGUAUAGCUGAUUAUGUAAUGUAAACACAAGUGUCUCAGAAAAUCCACUCAUAUAUAAUAUAUAUAUUCAUUUUCAUCACUCUGUAAUUGACUCCAUUUGAACGGAUAAAGAUUUAGCAGUUAUUGACUCAGCAGGUUCGAUGCAUGCAAGGUGUACAUUCGAAAGAGGCAUGGCUUAAUGAUUAUUGUAAAAGGGUUCAAGGCUGUACAGGUAGAACAACUGUUUUAUUUUUAAUGAAAUCGUAAGGAAAAAUUUAAUGGACUGGUUUGUAGUAUGUGCUGAAAUUGAUUGAAUCUUUUUAUCUUUUCAAAAAGAAAGCUGCAUUUCCUCAUUUGUCUGACAUUUUCAUUGUACCAUGUUUAUAAUGCAUAUUUUGUUGUUUAUUCUCAUUCCCUUAUACUUUUACUCUCAUUACAAUGAUGUGAUAUUUUGGAUGAGGUAAGAAAGUGACAUUAAAUAACUCUGCUGUCCAUUGAAUUACUGUCCAUGGAAUGAGAUGUCUUCAUGAAGAAAGAUUGAAGAGUAUGUCAAGUUUAUGAGUAUUGUAUGUGUUAUUUUUUUGCUUUUUUCAUUACCGGGUACUCUAUGCUCUUUUGAGAAUAAUGCUGUGGUUAUUUCUAUGAAGCAACUUUUGAACCAGCAAUGUCCGUUUCUGGUAAGAAAUGAGUUAAAAUGACAUCAUAUCCUCUCUCAUGAAGUGUUGAAAUUUCUUUCUCAAUUUUUGAUAAAUAGUAGGGUUUAUGACUCCGCAGUAUAGGCCCUACCUUGUUUUGUCAUUAAAUGUAAUCUACAGUCUAGCACGCACAUGGCGCAAUCGGUUGGAAGCAGAAAUCUUUUUGUCAAAAGAAUUUCACUCAGUAUGUGUUUCAGGCUAUGGAAGGACAAAGUUGGAUAAUUGGGUCAAAAUUUUACUUUAGUUAUGCCCUUUAUGGUCAUAUGUGUUGCAUUCAUAGUUCUGUAUGUUUAAGCUGUUUUGCAGAUUUGGGAUUUUGGCAUUGGUUUUAUAUCCACCUCUGCUGGGAUGAGCCACUUUUCCUUGACCAGGAAGCCUUUCAGCGUCUUAGGCUCUGCCAUGGUUCACUCUCUACAACAACUUCACCUGGACCUAACUUUGCAAAAUGCUGGCAAGCUGUCACAUAGUGUGUAAUCUGUGUCGAAAGGAAGUUCAUUUACACUCUGGUGACAUAGUCGACAUGCAGACAUAGACUUUUCAUACAUGCAAAGUGAAACUUGAACAGGCUAGAUCCACCGCUGAACACUUCUGUGACAAAUGCAAUAACACAUUCUUGGCUUACAAUAUUGCCUUCGGCUUAUAGAGAGAUGAUUGGCCAACAUUCGUACAGUGCUUGCUCUCUCAUCACAGCUACUUUGGUAAAUGAAAGUUGCUGUCAUUUUACCCUCUGGUGGCCCUAAUUUUUUUUUCUCCACUAUGUGCGGAUUGUUUUUGCUGUGUGCAUGUUUUGAAUACAAAGAAUAUAAUAUGAAAGGAAAAAUUUGGAACCUUAAAACCAGUUUGCUAUAUAUAUGUGUCUUAGCUAUGUGCCUGUUAGACUGUAUGUAAAAACCUAAACUGUUAAUAUUGUCAUUGCUCUUCCACAAUGAAAGAAACUGGAAAUGGCUAUUAUCGACCUUGAAUGGAUUUGUGGUUCAUGAUUUGUCUUAUCUGUACGUGAAUUGUGAUUUUUCAAUAUAUAUCAGUUCACAAUGUUGUACCUAGUACCAAUGAUGUUUGUGGAAAAAACGUGUUUUUUUUCGACAAGAAGCACAAUUGUUAGGAGCUUUUAUUUGAUGCGCCAUAAGACAUGUCAUGAAAAGUUUUUUUUCAAAUCCCGUAGCAAAUGUGGGUGGUGGGAUGAUUUCAGUUUGUGUAAAAAAAA